AUGAGCGUUAAAAGUAACGACAGUCUAAGGGACGGCAGUCGAGAGUCGGAGGUUUCUCAAAAUGGAUUGGGCAAGGAGACGACUGUCUCAACUAACCAGAACCUACCGCUGGCAAUUGCCAACUCUACUACGAAAUCUAUUGGUGUUAGAAAAAUUGAAAUUUUAAAUGCCCAAUAUGAAAAUAUUUUUUUGAGAAUCAUUUUAUUCGUAUGCGUUUUUUUCGUAGCAUACUGUUAUGGGCUCGAUGGUACAGUUAGGGGCACACUUCAGAAUUAUGCUACAGAUUCGUACAAUUCCCACCCCUUGUAUUCAACAGUCAAUGUGAUUAAAUCUGUAGUUGCAGCAGCAGCGCAACCAACAUACGCCAGAUUAUCUGACAGAUUUGGAAGACUUGAGUUGGUAUUUGUUUCGAUGAUAUUUUACUCAAUGGGUACUAUUAUUGAAUCUCAGGCUUACGAUAUCAAGAGAUUUGCUGGAGGAGCAGUUUUAUAUCAAAUUGGCUAUUCUGGUAUUAUCAUUUUACUUCAAGUAAUUGUGGCCGAUCUCUCAAACUUGAACUGGAGAUUGGCCGUUUCUUUUGUUCCAGCUUUACCUUUUAUUAUAAAUACUUGGGUUUCGGCCGAAGUAGUUAACAGCUUGUAUCCUACUCAUUCCUGGAAUUAUGGUAUAGGUAUUUGGGCUUUUAUUUUUCCGUUGAGCUGUGUUCCAUUGAUUGCAUGUAUGCUUUAUAUGUGGAUUAAAGCUAGGGUUACUCCCGAAUAUCAAGCAUUAUUGAAGGAACAAAAGUUGAAGAAGAAUUGGGUUUCAAAGUCAGACAACAUAUUUGUACAUUUAUUUUGGGAACUUGAUUUAAUUGGAAUUCUAUUUAUCAUUUGUGUUUUCGGUUUUAUUUUGGUUCCUUUAACAAUAGCUGGUGGUGUUCAAAGUACCUGGCAAAAAGCUUCAACUAUUGUUCCAUUAGUGAUUGGGUUUGUGCUUAUACCAUUCUUUGUUUUAUGGGAAGGAAAGUAUGCAAAGUUUCCAAUCAUGCCCCUUCCAUUGAUGAGAGAUCGAGGCGUGUGGUCAGCCUUGAUGGUAGCAAUUAUGAUCGAUUUCGUAUGGUAUAUGCCAAACGACUAUAUGUAUACUGUCUUAAUAGUCGGAAUGAGGUCUAGUAUCAAGGCAGCUAACAGAAUUGUUUCCCUUUACUCUUUUGUCUCAUGUGUAACUGGUCCCCUUUUAGGACUUGUUAUUGUGAAAUUUAGGAGGCUAAAAGGUUUUAUUAUAUUUGGAGUUGUUUGUUGGAUUAUCGCUACUGGUAUUCUUGUUCAUUUCAGAGGUGAUAACAAUGGAAUUGACUCCGAAAAAUAUCUCAAUGGUGUCAUUGGUGCUCUUUGCUUAAUGGGUUUCGGUGCGGGUUUCUACACAUACUCCACUCAAGUGUCUAUUUCAACUUGCACUAAUCACGAGUACAUGGCUGUCAUAAUUUCGCUUUAUUUGGCUUCCUACAAUAUUGGUGCUGCAAUUGGUACUUCUGUUUCGGGUGCUGUGUGGACUAAUGUAAUGUAUAACCAAAUUGUUCAAAAGAUGUCUGCUCGUGGCGUGGAUACAAGUCUUGCAACACAAGCUUAUGGAGCUCCCUUUGAUUUCAUUAUAGAAAAUACUUGGGGUACUGAUGCAAGAAUAGCUGUCGUUUUGGCAUAUGCUCAUGUUCAAAAAAUUUUGUGCAUUAUUGGUCUUGUGUUAUGUUUCCCAUUGUUAGGCUUCACUUUCUUCUUGAGAGACCAUAGGCUUGAUUCAGUUCAAUCGCUUGAAAUUGAACACUCCCAUGAAGAGGGAGUCAAGUUCAAUGACGAAGUGGUAGUCAAUAACUACGACGACGAUAUUCUUGUGAGCAAGAUCAAGUCUCUUUUUAGACGCAGGAACAAAGAGUAG
Molecule: messenger RNA, 1914 nt
Organism: Priceomyces carsonii
Lineage: Eukaryota; Fungi; Ascomycota; Pichiomycetes; Serinales; Debaryomycetaceae
Exons: 1
Coding region: 1-1914 (637 amino acids)
Biological process (GO): transmembrane transport; intracellular iron ion homeostasis
Cellular component (GO): vacuolar membrane; plasma membrane; endosome
Molecular function (GO): siderophore-iron transmembrane transporter activity
Source: RefSeq, a predicted model, not a curated record